AUGACCACUACAGAGCCUUCUACUGCAGUACGAAGGCAGAGUGGUAAAAUGUAUAGGAAGGGGGGAAAGGGGAAAGGAAAAGGGAAAGGAAAGGGUAAAGGAAAGGGAAAAGGGAAAGGACGAGAAGAUACGUCCGAGGGAGGCUACCACCGAGGUGAUCGGAGUAUGGGUCUACGACAUCGCGAGGACGCCGAGAUUGCCGACCUAGAGAAUAGGCUUAUUAUUGAGUGCCCCCGAGAAGGAGAAAGUGUGGAGCAGUUUGAGAGGAGGAGAGGGUUGGGAGAUGCAGAUGGGGACCAGCAGCAGCAAGCGCGUUCAGGUGUUGUGUCAUUAGCCACUGGCCCUGUCCUCACUGGCCAUGCCUUUGGUGAGCUGCCUCUCUCUCGGAAGACCCAACUAGGCCUCAAGGACCACGGCUUCACCAAGCUUACUCCCAUACAGAGAAGCGCCAUACCCUAUGCUCUAGCGGGACGAGAUGUACUUGGUGAGGCUAGGACGGGUAGUGGCAAAUCGCUGGCUUUCAUUAUACCGGUGAUCGAGAAGCUGUAUCGCAUGAAGUGGAGUGCUGAUGAUGGUGUUGGUGCGGUAUUGAUAUCCCCUACAAGGGAGCUCUCAGCCCAAAUAUUCACCGUGCUGCAGCAGGUUGGCAGCCAUCAUGACUUCUCCGCGGGCUGUGUGGUUGGUGGAAGGAAGUUCCAAGAGGAGCAGAAGGUCUUCCCAUCCCUAUCGAUAGUAGUCUGCACUCCUGGCCGGCUACUACAGCAUAUAGAGGAGACCGCUGGCAGUGACCUCUCUAAUGUCCAAGUGUUGGUAUUAGACGAGGCUGAUAGGAUAUUGGACCUGGGGUUCAAGAGGACUAUUGAGCUCAUCUUGGACGCACUGCCUCCUAAGCGUCAGACGCUACUCUUCUCUGCGACUAUGCGGACCAGUGUUCAGCAACUCGCUACAUUAGCAUUGGAUAACCCUGAGCUCCUAUCCGUUUCGAGGAACUUAAACUCGGCCACCCCCACGGGCCUCCGACAGCUGUGCAUGACAGUAAAGUUAGAAGAGAAGGUGAACUCCUUAUUCAGCUUCCUCAAAACCCAUGCUCAGACCAAGAUAAUAGUCUUCGUCAGUGCCACCAAACAAGUGCGCUUCCUCUAUGAGACCUUCCGACGCCUUAGGCCAGGCCUUGCUGUACUAGAACUUCAUGGCGGUAUGUCUCUUGAUAAGAGGAUGAAGGUAUUCGAUCAGUUCGCCUCAAAGGACAAGGGCCUGUGUCUGAUCUGUACUGAUGUAGCAGCGAGAGGUGUGGACUUCCCACAGGUGGACUGGGUUAUCCAGAUGGACGCACCGGAUACAGCGGAUACCUACAUCCACCGCGUUGGGAGGACUGCUCGCUUCGACAGGAACGGCAAUGCUCUCAUGUUUGCUACUGAGGUGGAACAGGAGUCUCUGCUGCCCGAGCUGACCCAGAAGAAGGUGGAUGUUCGUGUGACCUCUAUCAACAGGAGGCGAAUGUUCAAUAUCGCUGGUAAACUACAGAGUCUGCUAGCAUCCGAGCCUGACGUGAAGCAUCUUGCCAUCAAGGCCGUCCAGGUUUAUGCUAGGGCGGUAGCACUCACUGGCAGGACUAGGCUAACUGAGGAUCAGGUGGCGGCCUAUGCUCAUAGUCUAGGCCUCCACGAAGCCCCUCCGAUAACGCUGCCGACACAGGAGGAAUUGACGAGCGGGAAGAAAAAGAAGAACAUGUCCAAGUUGGAGCGGUUGAAGGAGAAGAUACGGCAAAAGAAGCUGGCUAAGAAGGAGAAGGAGAUGAGUGAGGAAGCAGGGAAGGUUGAGGAGGAAGAGGAGGAGGAUGGUGGCUGGGCUCAGCUUGAGGAAGAUCUACGAGAUAAGAAAGCUACUAAGUUGUCCAAGUUUGAACGCCGCCAGAAGCGGCAGCAGGAGCUCUUUGCUGUUCGAGAGGAUCAAGGGGCUGCUCAAGAGGAUGAGGAUGACGAGGAUGUCCUGGUUACUGUGAAUAAGGAGGGUGAUACCGGCCUUCUGGAGGAGGAGCCAGCUACACAGGCGGAGACGAGAGCUCGGGAUGCUGUCAAGAGGGGGCGACUACGUGUGAGGAAGGAUGGUACGAUGUAUGUGAGGGGAACAGGUGGCCUUGGGAAGAAUCAGCACAUGACUUUUGAUGAUGUGAGUGGUGAUGAGGGAGAGGAGCAGGAGGAGGAGGAGGAGGAUGAGGAUGAUGAGGAGAGUGAGCCAGGGGGAGGUGCUGCUGCGGCUAAGGAGGCAUUCAUUGAGUCGAUGAGGCAGAAGAUGGGGGAGAGAGAGGAGGAGGACAAGAGGUUGAUGCAGGAAAAGGUACGGGACAAGCAUCGUAAGAUUAAGGAGAAGCUCCGCCGAAGGAAGGCUGAUGAUAAUGACGAUGUUGGAGCAGAGGCGGGGGCUGUUCUAGCGAGNNNNAGCAAGCGACAACGAGGCGAUAUGGCUGAUCUCGAGGCGGAGGCAUUGAAGAUGCUGCAGUAG
Messenger RNA from Perkinsus marinus ATCC 50983, 2502 nucleotides. RefSeq names its product ATP-dependent RNA helicase dbp-4, putative. Lineage: Eukaryota; Perkinsozoa; Perkinsida; Perkinsidae. Gene Ontology annotation, cellular component: nucleus. Gene Ontology annotation, biological process: rRNA processing. The record is from RefSeq and is a predicted model, not a curated record. The transcript has 22 exons. Bases 1 to 2502 code for a protein of 833 amino acids. Gene Ontology annotation, molecular function: RNA helicase activity; ATP binding; nucleic acid binding.